GAGAUAUCCAGCAUGUUUUUCCUUUUGAUCAAUAUGAGAGUUUAGAGCUUGAGAAACGAUACUGAUUUAAGACAAACGAAUACUACAAAGAAAAAAAAUUAUGGAAAAGUGCAUAUAUUUCAUUCUUUCCUUGUCACUUACUUUAUAUUUAUUAUUGACUUUGUUUGCAAAUCUUGGAAAUUGUACCGCAAACAUUACAGGGAAUCUGUUAACCAUCAUUGGAGUAGCUGGAGAAAAAGUCAAACUCCCGUGUGAUAUAACUCCUCCGACGCCAGAUGAUGACGUUUCGCUUAUUCUUUGGUAUAAAGACGAUUUUGUGGCUCCGAUUUACAGUCUAGACGGGCGUCGAAGGAGGCUGAGCCAAGCUAGACACGCUGUCAAUGAUGCUAUUGCUAGCAGAUCUUACCUGUCGAUCGGACACAAACCAGCAAUGUUGGAACUAAAUCCCGUGACUCUAGAGGAUGACGGUCAUUACAGGUGCCGAGUAGACUUUAAGAAGGCACAAACGAGAAAUGCCGAUUUAAUACUCAGAGUAAUAGUUCCACCUAAAAAACCGAUAAUAACAAAUAAGAAAGGUGAAAUGUUACAGAGUCUAAUUGGGCCAUAUAAUGAAGGUAGUGAACUAGAAUUAAUCUGUGAAGCAGACGGAGGAAAGCCUAGGCCAUCGGUUACUUGGUGGAGAGAGUCUGUUCUAUUAGACGACACUUUCGAACUGACGAGUGACGGUGUUGUAAGAAACGAACUGAAGAUACCUGUACUCCAGAGGAACGAUUUGAUGGCCAUGUUCACAUGUCAAGCUGCCAACAGUAACUUUACGCCCCCUCUGUCAACUGCAGUAACUAUUGACAUGAACUUUAAACCUGUAGAAGUAAAAAUCAAAGGUGAAUUUCGAUCUGUGUCAGCACGUAAACCAGUCGAAAUUGAAUGCAAUAGUAAAGGUUCUCGACCCGCCGCUACUAUCACUUGGUGGAAGGGUAGUACGAGAAUGACAAGUACUAGAGAUAGAUUCUCGCUAGACGGUUCUAAAUCAACAAGUAUAUUAACAUUUACACCAACGUUAGAAGAUAAUGGCAAGUAUUUGUCUUGCCGAGCUGAAAAUCCACACAUUCCUGGAAGUGCUACAGAAGAUGGGUGGACGUUGGAGGUCCACUACGUUCCACAAAUCACAAUGAAAUUGGGAAGUAAAUUAAGGCAUACUCAUAUACAAGAAGGAAAUGAUGUUUAUUUUGAAUGUAAUAUCAGAGCCAAUCCGUGGGUUUCGGAAAUAACUUGGCGAUUAGAAGGGCAACAAAUUCAGACCAACAUAUCUGCUGGAAUAAUCGUUAGUAAUCAAUCCUUAGUUUUACAAAAGGUUCGACGUAUCAGUACAGGAAGGUAUACGUGUAUGGCAACAAAUACCGAAGGAGAAGGCGAAAGUAACCCCAUCCAUCUUAGAGUACAAUAUGCUCCCAUAUGUGUACCAGAUCAAAAACAGUCCUAUGGAGCAGCGAGAGAUGAAAUCGUAAAAGUUUCUUGCGAAUUAGAAGCAGAUCCACCCGAAGUUAAAUUCCGUUGGGAGUUUAAUACCACAUUGGAAUUGGAAGAAAUUUUGGCAUUUUCGGUGGAAGGUACAAGAAGUGUUGCUUUUUAUACUCCUCAUUCCCAAUACGAUUAUGGCUCCUUGUUGUGUUGGGGUAAAAAUGGAGUUGGAAGUCAGAAAGAACCUUGUGUCUUUACUAUUUUCCCUGCAGGUCCUCCAGAAUCUGUGCAAAAUUGUACAGUUAUCAAUAAAACUGAAGAAUCCCUUCAUGUAGAAUGCAUUGAAGGAUACGAUGGGGGUCUUAAACAGCGAUUCUUCAUGGAUGUAUUAGAUGCAGAUUCAGAAGUUGUUCAAACCAGUGUUAAUUCUGAUUUUCCUAUAUUCUUUGCCCACGGAUUAUUACCGGGAGCGAAUCUUUUACUCGUUAUCCAUUCCGUUAACGACAAAGGAAUGAGCCUUCCAGUCCGUUUGCACACAGUAACAUUAACGCCACCGGCAUCUAAUGAAAGGCGAGAUGAUAUUUGGACGUUAGCAUUGAGUCCCAUUCUAAUAGUUCUAAUAGCAGUUGUUGUAGGAAUAUUCCUGGUCGUUAUCGUAAUUUACACUGCUAAAAAACUGAGGAGGAAAUCGUACACGGAAGAAGCCAUGAACCUUAGAAGAAAAAAUUAUAAAUUUCAAAAUCUCUUUUCUAAAGAAGAAGAUGUUUACAAAGAAACUGGGGAAGAAAAAUGUCCUGAUAUCAUACCAGAUAUAAAAGCAGAUAUUUAUGAAAGAGAAGCUAAAGAUAAUAAACUCGUUGUUGAAACUAAGAUUAGUUGUUUAUCGGGGAAGGAGAGAAUUGCAGACAGUUUGAUUGAAAAAGAAAGCGAAUGCACAUCUAAUCAAAACAGAGUGUAUGACAAUUAUACAUCGGAAGUAAUCGCGUUCCAGAAUGCUGUAAGUAACACACCUGACCAUAGAAAAACGAAAGUCCUACCUCUUUCGUUAAAAGAAUUCGAAUCUGGCCAUUGUACAUCAGUAUACUUACCAUUUGUUAAUAGCAGACAAACAGACGUAUGAAAAUUAAAAAUUAUGAAAAAAAUAAUAAUAAUAGGCUCAGAGAUGAGAAAUUCAGAAGUUCGAAAGAAUUUCUGAAAUGAAGUGUAAUGCUUCCUGCACACUCAGGAAACUUGUGCCCACUUCAGUUCCAACACAAAUGGAGUCGGAUCUCCUCGAAUGCCUUGUGACAAGUGAAAUUUUCGACAAUGGACUGACUCAAGCUAUACAAAAAAUAAUAAUAAUAAAAAAUAAACCAUAUUGUGUCAGUUGAGCUCAACAUUUUUUGGCAUUUUGUAAAAAUUCAUUCACAAAAAAAUUUAAAAAAGAAAAAUAUAUCUAUAUAAAUAUAUAAAAAU
Molecule: messenger RNA, 2913 nt
Organism: Centruroides sculpturatus (bark scorpion)
Lineage: Eukaryota; Metazoa; Arthropoda; Arachnida; Scorpiones; Buthidae
Product: hemicentin-2-like
Exons: 14
Coding region: 101-2578 (825 amino acids)
Molecular function (GO): protein binding
Source: RefSeq, a predicted model, not a curated record